Messenger RNA from Ricinus communis (castor bean), 1761 nucleotides. RefSeq names its product glucan endo-1,3-beta-glucosidase 9. The record is from RefSeq and is a predicted model, not a curated record. Gene Ontology annotation, molecular function: hydrolase activity, hydrolyzing O-glycosyl compounds. The transcript is spliced from 2 exons. Gene Ontology annotation, cellular component: plasma membrane. NCBI's taxonomy places the organism in Eukaryota, Viridiplantae, Streptophyta, Magnoliopsida, Malpighiales, Euphorbiaceae. Bases 92 to 1540 code for a protein of 482 amino acids. Gene Ontology annotation, biological process: carbohydrate metabolic process.
CUCUCUCUCUCUCUCUCUCUCUCUCUCUCAUACUGUGCUUUAGGUUCCGGUUUGCAUAUUCAAAUUCAAUUUCUCCAAAGCCAAAUGCAAAAUGCCCCAAAGUUAUUGUCUCCAUUUUCUCUGCUGGGCAACCAUGUGUUGGACUGCUAAAGGUAUUGGUGUGAACUGGGGAACCACAGCGUCGCAUCCACUUCCACCGCCAAAGGCAGUUGAGCUUUUGAAAACAAACAACAUAUCAAAAGUGAAACUCUUCGAUGCAGACCCACUUGUGCUACAAGCUCUUUCUGGGUCUAACAUUGGUGUCACUGUGGGCAUUCCCAAUUCCAUGCUUAAAACCUUAAACUCUUCAAAGAAAGCUGCUGAUAGCUGGGUCCAUGACAAUGUCACUCGCUACUUCUCUGCCGGCACUACUGGUGUCCGUAUCCAGUAUGUUGCUGUUGGAGAUGAGCCAUUUCACCAAAGCUAUGGUGAGCAGUUCCAUCCCUUUGUCAUCGGCACAGCCAUCAACAUACAAUCAGCUUUGACCAGAGCGAGCUUGGCUGGCCAGAUUAAAGUUGUGAUUCCAUGCAGUUAUGACACCUUCCAGUCAGAAUCCAGCCUGCCCUCCAAAGGGCACUUCAGGCCUGACCUUAAUAAAACUAUGAUUGAACUCCUCACAUUUCUCAGAAAGCAUCAGUCGCCUUUCUUUGUGACCAUCUCACCAUUUAUUACCUUCCUUCAAAACAAGAACAUUUCGCUUGAUUUUACUCUCUUCAAAGAACAUGCACGCCCUCACAAUGAUAGCCACAGAACUUAUAAAAACAGCUUUGACCUAAGCUAUGAUACUCUGGCUACUGCAUUAUCAAUGGUUGGAUUUCCUGAUAUGAACAUUGUUAUUUCAAAGAUUGGGUGGCCUACGGAUGGAGCAGCCAAUGCCACUUCACCCUUAGCUGAGACCUUUAUGAAAGGCCUAAUGUAUCAUCUUCGUAGCAGACUGGGAACACCACUUAGACCCCAGAAUCCACCAAUAGAAACGUACAUAUUUAGCCUUUUAGAUGAGAAUCAGAGGAGCAUAGCCACAGGGAAUUUUGAGAGACACUGGGGAGUGUUUACUUUUGAUGGCCAAGCCAAAUACCAUAUUGAUUUUGGCCAGGGUUUAAAGAAUCCUAUGAAUGCACAAAAUGUGGAAUAUCUUCCUUCUAAGUGGUGUGUUGUAAACAAUAACCAAGAUUUGUCUAAUGCAACUGCAAGUGCCUUGGAUGCAUGCUCAGUUGCUGAUUGCACUGCACUUUCUCCUGGUGGAUCCUGCUUCAAUAUCAGCUGGCCUGGAAAUAUAUCAUAUGCAUUUAAUAGCUAUUAUCAGCAGCAUGAUCAAAGGGCAGAGAGCUGUGAUUUUGGGGGGUUGGGAUUGGUCACAACCAUUGAUCCAUCAGUUGGAAACUGUAGAUUUCCUAUUGAAAUUAAAGCUUCUCAUGCACAUUCCUUAUCUGGGACUGAUCUUUUUCAAUGGAUGGUCUUGUUACUGCUAAAUGCAUAUUUCUUUUUACUACAUUUCACCUAGUGGGUAGGUACUUGGGCCAUUUUGUCUGUAUCUCUUUCUUUGCCUUAGGUCUAUUACAAAUUUGUACAGGAGCAAUGAUUUUCAGGCUCCACUUCCAUUACCUGGGGCAUGUCAAUAUUUUGAAAUCUUGUUCAGCUUUAAUGAUGUUAUUCGAUAUCCUAGUAGCCAUGAGUUGAUUCUCAUUGAUUAAGUCCAUAGUUUAGUCCUGGACUUUUCGUGUU